Molecule: messenger RNA, 876 nt
Organism: Aureobasidium vineae
Lineage: Eukaryota; Fungi; Ascomycota; Dothideomycetes; Dothideales; Saccotheciaceae
Source: the annotation of a GenBank genome assembly
AUGUCUGUUACGCUGUCGGCCGAUUUACUCGACGCGCAUCCCCGGUCCCAUAUUGUGGAUAUCGAUAACAAUUCGCGGGACGAUAACAUCCGUCUGGACACGUUUGGCUCUACGAGUAGGGAGAAUAGAAGACCGCUCCGCCCAAUCGACGUAGGUGCAGCCAACUCGCACCACUCGCGCCCGGUAGACAUCAAUCUGAACCCCUCGCCGUCUCCGAUGCCCAGGAAAGCCAACGGCGCCUCUAGCAGACCUAGCAGGGCGACGGGCUCUGCUCCCUCGUCAGCUUCAUCCAUCGACGACCAAACCAUGUCUGGCAACCUGCUCGAGCAACGGCGCAAGCAUGCCUCGCUCGAAUCUCCCGACUCUGCCACAAUGACGGCCAACCUCAUGAGCAGGAGUUCCUUUACUCUCGACAAUGCCCCUCCGCCGACGACCCAUCCCGAGGCCGCCUCCAAAGGCUUCACAGAUCUCCCCGAGCAGGACAAGCGCAACUUCUUGUUACUAGUCUUGCUAUACUUCUUGCAAGGCAUUCCUAUGGGCCUGGCUAGUGGCUCGGUUCCCUUCCUCCUCAAGUCACAUCUCUCGUACGGUCAGAUUGGUGUUUAUUCGCUCGCUUCAUACCCCUAUUCGCUCAAACUACUAUGGUCGCCCAUCGUCGACGCCGUCUGGACACCCAAGUUGGGCAGAAGAAAGAGUUGGAUUCUCCCUAUCCAGACAAUCAGUGGCUUUGGCAUGAUCUGGCUCGGAUCUCACGUCGAGGAAAUGAUGGUCAAGGCUGGUGAGAAUGGCGGCGCAGGCGUCUGGAACUUUACUGGCUGGUGGUUCGCUCUGGUCCUGAUGUGCGCUACUCAAGACAUUGCUGUGGAUGGUGUGUAA